Molecule: messenger RNA, 771 nt
Organism: Closterium sp. NIES-65
Lineage: Eukaryota; Viridiplantae; Streptophyta; Zygnematophyceae; Desmidiales; Closteriaceae
Source: the annotation of a GenBank genome assembly
AUGCAAGUUCACGCCCCGUUCCCCCCUUUCACUUCCCACCCGCUCCCAUCCCCCUUGCCCCUCCCCGCGCCGUCGCUCCCUCCUUUGGCCUGCUCUCCCUCCUUUCGCUAUUGCAUGCCGUCCCCCCUGCGCUCAUCCCUCCCUUGCGCGCAUCCCUCCCCUGCGCUCCCCGCUCAUUCUCCUUGCGCUGGUCCCUUUUCCCCCCCGCUCAUUCUCCUUGCGCAUGCGCUCACCUCUUAUUCCCCCACCGUUCAUCCCUCGUCCAUCCUUGCCGCUCAUCCCCCUUGCACUUAUCCCGCAUUCCCCUUGCUCCCAUCAGCCCCACCUGUGCUCCCGCCUUCUCUCCCACAACGCUCAUCCGCUAUUCCCCUUGUGUUCAUCCCUCAUUCCCUCUGCGCUCCCUCAUUCCACUGCACUCAACCUUUCCCCUUGCUCAUCUCUCCCCCCUCCCCUCACCCUUCCCCAUGCCCUCGUCCCUCCCCCCUCCCCUCACCCUUCCCCAUGCCCUCAUCCCUCCCCCCUCCCCCCUCCCCUCACCCUUUCCCAUGCCCUCAUCCCUUCCCCCUGCGCUCAUCCCUCCUUUGCCUUGUACUAGUUCCUCAUUCGCUCUGUGCUUAUCCUUCCUUCCCUCAGCUCACCCCUGACCCCUUUACACUCAUCCGUCCUCCUGCACUCAUCCUCAUCUCAAUGACAACUGUACAAGUUGCUUCACCACCUGGCAAAAAAUGUACAUUGUCCACUCAAGUCAGCCUAUCACAUGAAGUCAUUUAG